Cephus cinctus (wheat stem sawfly) is the source of this 1049-nucleotide messenger RNA. RefSeq lists its product as uncharacterized. The coding region runs from base 423 to 977 and encodes 184 amino acids. The record is from RefSeq and is a predicted model, not a curated record. The transcript is spliced from 7 exons. Lineage: Eukaryota; Metazoa; Arthropoda; Insecta; Hymenoptera; Cephidae.
UUUGGUACUUCCACUGGGAAAAUUCGGGAUAUCAAAAAUCAUAUGGCGAAUGCGAGUCUCACAAAAAGCGUGCAGUAAAAUGCGAGAACAAGGGGAAGGAAAAUUCAUCCGUUCGGCUGGAUGAACUGAAAAUAUUAAACGAACCUAGAGAAGAAUACAGGAAAGAUCAAAGCGACUCAAGCAGGUCUUCCAGAAAAUCAAGUCAUCGCAGCCAGUCCUUGUCUAAGAAGACGCCAUCCAACAUAUCUCGACGUGCAGAAAGUGAAUCACAAAUUGUUACAGAAGAGCACAGACACACUUGCGAUGUAUCACGACUGCAAAGUAGAAUUCCAAGACGUAGUCCAAGCGUAGAACCAACCAUUCACACUAAAACGGAUGAAUUUAAAAUAUGGCUGAACCCGUUAUUCCCUUCACGAAAUUUAAUGAGAAAACUAUGCUGCAACUCUGUAGCGAAUGUUACCUUUACACCAGAAAGUGGAUCGAAAAUACCGGUACCUAUGAGAUCGUUCAGAUGGAACAAUUCCAAUAGUCCUGAUUUCUCAAGUCCUGUACGUACCUAUACAGACUCGACAAAUAUCACAGACAAUUCUCUGAUAGAAAGCAGUCCUGUCAUAGAGAUUGAGAAACCUUAUACUCAAUCGAAAAAGGAGAAUCCUUCGCUUAUCGAAAGUUAUGUUUCGCGACGUUACAAUGUUGCGAGAUUGCAAGAUGGAAGAACCGAUAGAAAAUAUGAGAUACCGUUGAAAAAUGAAAGCGAAGCUCCACAACAAUACCACGGCACGCAGAAUCCGAGACGAAUUGUGACUUGUGGAAGAAAGCUUGCACAGACUUCUUGCAGUCGACCGUUACAAAAUCUAAUGGCCGUACGUUAUGGGAAAUCGGAAGUGACGCAAAUUCCACGACGAUCUUAUGCAAGAAAAUCACCAACACGGACAUUAGACUUUUCUUUGAACUCGCUGAGUAGUUUAGAAAAGUAGUUCACGAAGAUUGCAUUACUUUAAAACUUUGAAAUAUUGGAAAUUAGAAAUAUUUUGGGAAUGGCCGUUAGA